AUAAUGAAGGUGAGAGUCAGACGGGUUCAACACAACCUAAACACAGUUGACAGGUCCAAAGUGAAGUACUGCCUCUGCUAGACUCAGUCUCGUGUAUAUACGAGUCCUCCUAUGUUAAAACAAAUAAUUUGGUCUAUCUCUGGUCUGACUUUUGGAGCUUCUUCCCUGAAAUUGGUGAAACAAUCUAGAUACAGAAUCCGAGGUAAAGUCAACGAUGGAAAGAGCAGAGAAAGAAGAGGUACUGGUGGAAAUAUCAGAAGAUAUUAUUAACAAUAUCGAAAGACUACCAGAAGGAUGCAUAUCUGACAUCCUAGCUCUGACAACGCCUGCAGAUGCAUGUAGGUCUUGUCUGGUUUCAACUCUUUUUAAAUCUGCAGCUGAUUCAGAUGUUGUUUGGGAGAAAUUUAUGCCCCCCGAUUAUCAAGACAUCAUUUCUAGAGCAUUUUAUCCUUUUCUGUCAGCUGCCUCAUCUAAGAAAGAGUUAUAUUAUCGACUAUCCGAUUACCCACUUCUCAUUGAUGGUGGUCUUAAGAGCUUUCAGCUGGAAAAAUCUAGUGGGAAGAAAUUUAUCAUGCUUGGAGCAAAGGAGCUUGCAAUUGCUCACGGAGACAAUCCUCAGCACUGGUAUUGGCGAGGUUACCCUGGCUCCAGGCUUGCUAAGGUGGCCGAACUGAAGUGGAUACGCUGGAUUGAAAUCCGCGGGAAGCUCGAUACUAGAUUGCUGUCACCUAAGACCUUCUAUGCAGCUUACCUUGUGCUGAAGUUUAAAGAUGUAGUUUACGGAUUUGAUCAACCUGUAAAAGCCAAAGUCGAACUCGUUGGAAGAGCUGCUGGUAACAAUGAGGUGUGCAGCGAAGAGAGACACGUCUACUUAGUGGACAAUGGUGGCGAACAUUCUCCACUGGACCCAACGUUGGCGGGUCAAUAUGUUGCACGGGAGAGAGGAGAUGGAUGGAUGGAGGUUGAGAUGGGUCAUUUCUAUAACGAAGAAUUAGAAGAAGACGAGGGCGGGGAUGUGCAUAUGUCUGUGCUUGAGACUGAGAGGUUAGGAUCCAAGUAUGGCAUUAUUGUCCAAGGUAUGGAACUUAGACCCAAGGUGGACACACAAAUACCGUAAAACCCCUAAAAUUUCUUUGUGAUUUUAUUUAAAUAUUACACAUACGCU
Messenger RNA from Papaver somniferum (opium poppy), 1165 nucleotides. RefSeq names its product F-box protein PP2-B10-like. Lineage: Eukaryota; Viridiplantae; Streptophyta; Magnoliopsida; Ranunculales; Papaveraceae. The coding region runs from base 215 to 1117 and encodes 300 amino acids. Gene Ontology annotation, molecular function: protein binding. The transcript is spliced from 2 exons. The record is from RefSeq and is a predicted model, not a curated record.